CAAAAAUUAAGAGAGUUAUUCAGAAAAAUCAAAAUUAAUUAAUUAACACACAAUUAGGAAGUUUAUAAUAGUGAAAAUGAGUUCUAGCUACUAUUUUGCAAUCGUUGGACAUAAUGACAAUCCAAUAUUCGAGCAGGAAUUCAUCAAUUCAAAGGAAGUUAAGAAAGAGGAUCACCGGCAUUUGAAUCAAUUUAUAGCACAUGCAGCACUAGAUCUAAUCGACGAGCAUAAAUGGAAAAAUAAUACAACAUAUCUAAAGUGUUUGGACAAAUUUAAUCAAUUCUUCGUUAGUGCUUUUGUGACAGCAAGUCAAAUCAGGUUUGUCAUGGUUCAUGAUACUCAAAAUGAUACUGGAAUUAAGAACUUCUUUAAUGAGAUCUAUGAGACAUACAUAAAACUAGCUUUAAAUCCCUUUUACAACAUCAACUCUCCAAUCAAAUCAGUGCAGUUCGAAAAGAAGGCACAAAUAGCUGGUAAAAAGUACUUAAGUAAUUAAUAUGUAAUAAUCAAUUCCAC
Molecule: messenger RNA, 516 nt
Organism: Chironomus riparius
Lineage: Eukaryota; Metazoa; Arthropoda; Insecta; Diptera; Chironomidae
Source: the annotation of a GenBank genome assembly